GCUUACGGAAAGCGAACUCUUUCACACACACUCACCCACUCACGCUCUCUCUCUCCGUCGUGGUCUUUUGAGGAGCCGGUGAUUUCGAAGAGAUGCAGCGUGUGUUGGAAAUCUUCUCAAAUUGCAGUUGCUCUAUCGAUGCGUCUCGUGGCGAAAUAUAUAUUCUGCAGUUGUUGAAUUCUGGUCCAGUACUGCAGGGGAGGAGUUCAGUUUUGCAGAGUCUGGUGCUGCCUCACCUCGUCGCGCAUGCUGAGAGAGGAGAGCUAAGAGUUGCGGGGAGCUUUGAGAGUCGCAUUUGAGUUUUGUUCGGAGUGCAUUUGAGACUCUUCGUGUUGUGUUUUGUCUUGUUUUGUUUUGUUUUUUGUUUUGUUUUGUUUUGUUUUUUUUUUUUUUUUUUUCUGUUUUUUUUUUUGUUUUUUUUAGAGGAACGGGAUCGGUGUCGGGUCGAGGUCAGAUGAAGGUCGGGCCUGUGUGAGUUUUUAGGAUGGAGUUAUGAAAGGGUAGAAGUUGUGGUGAAACUGGAUAUGAGUUUGGUUGCAGGAUGCGGACGAGGCUACCUGGCAGCAUGCGAAGUUUGGCAGGUCAAGGUUUGUCUCUGCCAUUUCUUUACCUGCCUUUCAACGACUCUGCGAGAAGGCGAAACGCGCUACAGAUUUUUUUAGCCAGGAGAGAGUAUGUCGAGGAUCUGCUGUUGUCAUGCUGACGGCCAAGCCAACCAGCAAUAAUGGAAUAUUCUUUUUGUGAAAUUUCAGAGUAAGAAAGAGCGCUCGAAGCCAGAACAAUUUCAAGAAGUUUGAAAAUUCAGUAGAUUCGAUCACAGAAAACUUAAGUGACCAUGACUUCCACCGCUGAACGCACGCGAGUUGGAAAAUACGACCUUGGCAAGACCCUUGGUGAGGGUACUUUUGCCAAAGUUAAAGUUGCUAAGCACUUGGACACCGGAGCGCUCGUGGCCAUUAAAAUCCUGGACAAAGAAAAAAUUCUUAAGCAUAGGAUGGUUGAGCAGAUCAAAAGAGAAAUUUCCACUAUGAAGCUUGUGAAGCAUCCCUACGUCGUCCAGCUUUUGGAGGUGAUGGCGAGCAGGACAAAGAUCUACAUUGUGCUGGAGUAUGUCACAGGUGGCGAGCUCUUCAACAAGAUCGCCAAACAAGGGAGAUUGUCAGAGACCGAGGCUAGGAAGUACUUCCACCAGCUCAUCGAUGCAGUUGAUUACUGUCAUAGUCGGCAAGUUUUUCAUAGAGAUUUGAAGCCUGAGAAUCUGCUUCUAGAUGCCGAAGGUAACUUGAAGAUUUCAGACUUUGGUCUAAGUGCGUUACCUCAACAAUUUAGGGAGGAUGGGUUGCUUCACACGACUUGCGGGACACCCAACUAUGUGGCUCCAGAGGUAAUCAUGGAUAAGGGCUAUUCAGGAGCUACCGCUGACAUGUGGUCGUGUGGUGUUAUAUUGUACGUGCUGAUGGCUGGCUACUUACCUUUUGAAGAGCCUACGAUACUGGCUUUAUACAAGAAGAUAUAUCGAGCCCAAUUUUCAUGGCCUUCCUGGUUUUCAUCAGGUGCCCGGAAAUUAAUUUCAAGGAUAUUGGACCCCAAUCCUAGAACUCGCAUAACAGCAGCUCAAAUCCAUGAAAAUGACUGGUUCAAGAAAGGAUAUAAUCCAGCCAAGUUUGAUAGAGAAGCUAACGUCAGUCUUGAUGAUUUGGAUUCCAUCUUCAACGAAUCAACAGAGCAUAUGAUAAUAGAGAAGAAAGAAACAAAGCCUGUUGCGAUGAACGCCUUCGAACUCAUCUCUCUCUCUCAAGGCCUCAAUCUUUCGAGUCUGUUUGAGACUAAGGAGAUACCUGAUAAGAAGGAGACGCGAUUUACAAGCAAGAAACCUGCCAAAGAAAUCCUCAGCACUAUUGAAGAUGCUGCGAAGCCCUUGGGCUUCAAUAUUCAAAAGAAAGAUUACAAAAUGAAAUUGCAAGGUGAUAAGUUGGGCAGGAAAGGGUAUCUUUCAGUGUCAACUGAGGUGUUCGAGGUGACACCCUCUCUUUUCAUGGUUGAAUUACAAAAAGACAGUGGUGAUACGUUGGAGUACAACCAUUUCUACAAAAAUCUUUCGAAAGGUCUCAAAGACAUUGUUUGGAAAGCAGAACCUGUGGAGAGUAAUCCCACUUCUGUAAGUGAUCAGAAGUAGAAGCUUCCGGUAUGACAUAAAAAAUUGGUCAUUCUGUGAUGUCACCACUUGUCCUUUUCUUUACACUGUACCUUUACUAGAAUUGCAUUUCUAUUACUACUUCUUUCAAACUUCGAACGUACCUCUUGAUCUUUGUAAAGACAAAAACCAAUAGAGUGCCGAGUUUCUAAUGCAUAGUACCAUAUACAAUCAAUGAUAAUUGUCCGCAAACAGCUCUAUUGGGAUAUGUUCCUCUUUAAUCGUAAAUCGCUUCAGAACCUGUACAUAAUGUUCUGGAAUGGAGAACUCAUGUGGUGUACAAACUUGUAGAGGCAAAAUUCAUGGUAGGCGAAUCUUCGGAUUUUUUGUGCAGAUUUUCUCAGUCUUUUCACAGAAGCAGGCUAAUUAUUGCUGAGAGCAGUCGCAACAAUGUAGAUAUGCGAAUUUUUGAUUCUGUAAAUGGUCACAUGCGGAUAGAAGGAAAAGCGUCUUUCAAUUUCUUUUAAGAACACAGUACAAUGAUGUUUACAAAUCCUUAAUUUUCAGAUUUGAUUAGCUUUGGAGUUGGCCACAGUACGUAGCAUGCGAAGGAAUGUGUGAGGUUGAAACAAUGAAAUUCCUCCAAGGCAUGGGAGGCACAUGGUGUUAACAGUGUUGCAGGAUGACAUCAUUUAGAGCGCCUGGAUACGGGACUGUCUGGAUUUUGGGUUCUAUUGCAAAUGCUGGGACAUUUGCGUCGUGGUCAAGAAUGAGGGGAGGGUAGUCAUUCGGAAGUCAUCCGACAGCGAUGAAGAAUUCGUCCUUCGAUUUGGGAAGCACUUUUUUGCGCUCCCAAAGAGAUCCCUCAUCACGGGUUCAAGGUUGCUUGAAUGUGUGUUACGUAUGGGAUUUCACAAAAGAGUCCACUGUGUUCAGCUCAAAGAAUUUAUUUGUAUACUUAUUUGUUCGCUCGUCACAUGAGGCCUCAAAACCUCCAUGUGAAGGUUUUGGAUUAGUAUAGGAGAUAUGGACCUUUGGUAGAAGAGGAGUUCAAUCAUAUAAACUUUUAUCUUUUUUAGAAUCUUUAGUUAUAUUUUAAUAAUUUAAUAGACAUGUUUGUGUGAUUUUCAAGAAUUUUUUGAAGUCAUUUUUAAUUUUUGAAAUA
This is a messenger RNA of Physcomitrium patens, 3299 nucleotides long. RefSeq names its product CBL-interacting protein kinase 23. The record is from RefSeq and is a predicted model, not a curated record. Gene Ontology annotation, molecular function: protein serine/threonine kinase activity; ATP binding. NCBI's taxonomy places the organism in Eukaryota, Viridiplantae, Streptophyta, Bryopsida, Funariales, Funariaceae. Gene Ontology annotation, biological process: protein phosphorylation; signal transduction.